Molecule: messenger RNA, 5092 nt
Organism: Bombus terrestris (buff-tailed bumblebee)
Lineage: Eukaryota; Metazoa; Arthropoda; Insecta; Hymenoptera; Apidae
Exons: 10
Coding region: 97-5010 (1637 amino acids)
Source: RefSeq, a predicted model, not a curated record
UGUAAGAAUGGCCGUUCCUACUAUUUUAAAUUCGAGUUAAGGAAUAUUUUAUAAUAGAUUUAUUCGAAUAACAGAUAGCUUUUACCUGAAUGAACUAUGUCUAUUAAUGUUACUGUUAAUGGGAAUCGUUUGAAUAUUCGCAGAGGAAGAAUGGUACUAUCUGAUUUAGAUCAAAUUAAGAAAAAUGAGCGUGAUCGUCGACGAAGGUUACGUUUGGAGCAGGUGCGCCAACAAUCAAAAGAAAUAUCAGAUAGACUUUUGAAACGUACAAAAUGCAUAGCUAAAGAGGAACUUAGAAAGCUUGAAAAUAAUGACAAUUUAGGUUUGAAACAAAUAUACAAUGGAAAAAUCAUGGAAGUUCAACAGAAAUAUCAAGAGGACAUGGCAGAUAUUGGUCAAGCACAUAUGUCUGCUACAUUAGAACCAGAUCAUGAUACAUUGAUCAAGGAGCAAUUUAGGAAGAAUCAAUUAGCAGCAUUAAAAAGAGGAAAAGAAGCAAUGAAGCAAAUGAAAAAUAUUCAGCAGACGGAUAAUACACAACAACAGCGUCAAGAAAGAUUACAUCAAGUGAGAGAAAUAGAGAACUUUAGGUCUACAAUGGUAGCAAACCUUCCCAAGAAAACAAUAUCUGAAGAAAAUACUAUAUGUAUAUCUAUUCAGAAAGAAACUGAAGAGAAAAAUAAACAAGAAAAGAUGUCUAAAAAGAUGAAGAAACAUGUUUGUAAGAAAUCACCUGGGAAGACAAAAACCAAUAUAAAAGUUGUAAGAAAUGAUAUUAAGAUAAGUUCUCCAGCUAAAUCUCCAGUUAAGUCUGCAAUUAAAUCUCCAGUUAAAUCCACAGUUAAAUCCCCAGUUAAAUUGAAGGCAAAAACAAUAGAAGAAAUUCAAGAAAAUGAUUCUCCAAUUCUAGAACAGCAAUCUACUCCUAACUCAGUUAUAGAACUAUUGCCUGCACAAACUGCACAUGCUACUGAACUUAAGUUUGACAAUAAAACUUCUGAACAAAAAGUACAAAAUAUUCGGAUAAAAGAUAAAACAACAAGGUAUAAUCCAGAUGACUAUGUACAAACAACUUCAGAUUCUACUAAUAGUGAUAGUUCUAGUUCAUUUAGUGAUGAUUCAUCAUAUUUUUCUGAUAGUGGCGAACAAUAUAUAAACAGAGAAACAAAAACACCAAGAUAUGUAAAAUGCCCAACUACUGAUAAAGUACACUUAUAUGAUCAUAAAAAGCAUCAUAGUAAUGUGUAUGAUCAACCAACUGGUGUAGUUGAAAAAAUACAAGCAUGGGAUGAGCCAAGUGCAAUGGAUUUGGCUCAAGAAAUUGAACAAGCACAAACUGUUCAAACACGCGUAUUAGAAAGUCGUAAACACAGCGCGAAGAAACGAGGAGAAGAUGCAGUAUUAAGAGAAAAAGUACGCCGGGAUUAUCAAACACUUAUGCAACAUCUAGAUCAACUUACAACUGAAGAACGUAAAUUAAAAGCCAGUCAAGUCGAACAUUAUCCGAAAGAUACAUAUGUACAGGAAGAACGAAGAAAAAUGUUACGAGACCAACACAAAACGAAAUUAAAUCGUGCACUAAAAACGUUAUUAAAUGAAGAACAAUGUACGUCGUACCCUGUAGAAAGACAAAUUACUCUUACACCAAGAAAGCAUGAUAAAAACAUAGAUGAUUGUGUUAAUUGGGAAGAAUCAUGUUGCUUUAGUCAAUGUACAGAAACUAGCAAAAUUCCACAAAGCAAAUGCAAAGAGAAUGGAAUCUCACGUGAAGAACAAAUAUUAGAUAUGUUAAAAAAGGUUGAAAGACAGAAGCGAUUGUUAUUACAAGAAUUUGGAGCAAAUUUACCAAACGACAUUUUUAAUGCAUCUAUAAAGCCCUUGUUUGAAAGAGAUAAAUCAGUUCAGACUCAGUCACCUACUCAAGUCGUGCCUAUCCAAAAACCUAUAUCGCCAGAAAUCACAGUCAUAAAUGCAUCUUUUGAUGAAAAAAGUAAAAAAGAUAAAACAGAAGAAAAAAGUGAUAUAUCUGUGAAAAAAGUAGAAAUUGCUGUACAAACUAUGACAGGAGAUAAGAGUAGAGAAACUGUAGCUCAAGAUAAAAGUACGCAAGUAGAAUUGGUGCCACAGAAGGAAAGUGAAUCUACUUCUGUUACUGAUGAAAUUAAGACAAUUACAGACCAUUACCCAAUUGAACCAAAAAUUACGGUUAUUAGAGCGGGAGUAGACAGUAGCGAAUCAACAAGUUCUGAGACAAUAAACGGAAUUACUGACAUUGAUGAAGAAAGCCCGGAAAUAACGCACAGAAAGAAAAAGUACGUCAUGAAAACAUCGAAGCCAAUUCCGACAAAAAUAUGUCACAAAUCAUGUUCAACUCGUCCAUGCAAACCUUCGACUCCUACAAAGAAAUAUUCAAAAUUUUUGUCGAAAUCGCAAUAUAGCAGUCCAAGAAGGUGUACGAGUACGGAAGAUGUGCCUAGUAAAAAGAUUAGAAUGUAUGUGGAUAAAAGUGGAUUAAAUAUUAAAGUACAGCCACCUCCGGUUGCAGAAAUUGCUGUAGAUGUUAAUACGCAAAGUACUCAGGUUUAUUCAACGGGCACUCACGAACAACAACAGGUCACUACGAGUAAACAACAAUGGAUUCAAUCCAAGUCAAAAAGAAUUAAAAUAAAGGAUGUUUCAGACUCAUCAACGUCUUUUGCUAGUCCACCACCAGUAAAGCCUAGAGAUAUAUUUGAAGCGUUAGGCAAUAAUAUCUCUAUUCUCGAACUGUUAGAUUCAUCAACAAACGAAAGCUUAAGGCUUUUGAGGAGAGAUGUUAGUCCAGUAUCAACACCUGAAACCCCAUCACCACGUACCAUGAGGAUGCCUUCAAAUAUACCUGAUCUAGCUAGAAUUAAAAAAUUACUUAGAUAUCCAUCCACAGAUACUCAAACAUAUAAUAAUGAUGAUAAUAAUAAUAUUAACAACAAGUCAUCGUCCACCAAAAAUGAUUAUUCAACAUCAACAGAUAUAUCUCAACAUCAGCAAAAUGAUCGUCCAUUAUCAAGAAAGAUUAACGACGUAUAUUUGAAAGUUCCAGCUUCAUUAGGAUUUUGUUUAUGUAAUAAUCCAGAAUGUAAACAAGAACAUACUAAAUUUGAUGAAAUUCGUAAUUAUGCAUUAAAAAAUUGCCCACAGAUAUUACAAAAGUACGAAGAUCUUCAAACUACGUGCGCUGAGAGAAUAAUUUCUUUGACACAUCUUAUUGAAAAAGUUCGAAAUGAACAAAGAGGUAUGGAAAUGUCCAUGAUCGAUCCAUCUCGACUUGAUGAAACCAGUUUGAUGCAGUUACCUGAGCCACGAGAGAGGUCUGAUCUGGAAAAUGUUCAUAAACUUGUAGAAAAUAUAGAAGCGAUUCAUAAUCAACUUGCAAAAACAUUAAUCGAAUCUCAAAGGAUUAUUAAAAGCAAGGCAAUUAAAGAAGAACCUGAUCAAAUUAAAGAAACACAAACAACAAUAACUCCAACAACCGAUGAUAAUGUAAUUUGCCCUGAUGAACAAGAAAUAAAAGUAGAAAAAAAAAGAGCCAAGCCAAAGAUUAUAAACGAGGAAAAAGUGAAUAUUCAGCUGAAUAGAUUCAAAGUACAUAAAUCAGCUCAAGUGUUAACAUCAACACCAGAACAUGAUACUAAGCUGAUGAAACAUUAUGAGGAAGAACUGAUAGAAAAAAUAUCGAAAGAAAUUUUGGAACAAAGUGAAGGUUUCAAUAAUAAUAAUUUAAUUACAUCAAAAGAAAUUUCAACUAUAAAACAUUCCAUACAAACUUCAACGGAUAAUGAUGAUUUUAAAAGUAAUAUUUCCAGAAUAGAAAGAAAUGAUACAACUACAAGGAAACAUUCUAAUAAAGAGUCAAAAAGGAUUAAAGAUUUUAUUCCAAUGCUAACUGAUAUUCCAAAAGUAUCGAAAGCUGUAGAUAAUUUAGCACAUUCUAAUGGAAGAAGUAAACCACCAGUGAGUUUACUUAGUGGGCCAUAUAGGCCGGAAAUUGAAUCAUCAGGUCAUGAAUUAUCAACGAUAAUUGAAUUCGACACGCCGGAUACCGUAAAUAAAAGUCAUAAUGCCAGAAGUCCAUUAUCAGCGAAGAAGGUAGCAGAGAGUCAAAUAACGAAAUCUACUGCUAUAGUAAAGCCAUCCGAACACAUUGCUUCUUCGCUUAAUUCACAUAAUCAACGUGCAGAAAAGUUGUGUAAUUCUUCAGUUACAAAAUUAUCUUUAAAAGAGUUAGUAAAAGAGGCCUCGAUAUUUCUUGAUUCACCUAAAACAUCUAAAAAUAUAGGAAAUCAAAAUUUAAUGGAAAGUAAAAACGAAGGAAGAGAAGGUAUUGCCGAGGAGAUGAACGAUAGAAAAUUACAGCGUAACACGGUUAAUCAAAAAUCAUCGCAGAUAGAGGAAUUGCAGCUUUUUUAUCCUAGUAUUGAUGCAAAUAAGGAAUGUAAAGAUAAUAAGGAUAAAAUCACAUCUACAAGUUCAAAUAGUUUUUCCGAAUUAUCGGGUGUUUCACAAAUAGCAAGUACCCCAUCUUCUACUAUAUUAAAAUAUGCAUCAUCUCCGGAAGAAAUGGAAAUUGCUCUUAAAAAACUUGGUCUAGGUUGGGCGAUUACGACGUUGAAAAAAACACGCGAAGCAAGCGCUUUGAGCUCAUCAUCGAAUUCUGAUGCAACACCGAUGAAUACUGCUAAAAGAAUAUCACCUGUUAAGAAGCAAUUCGAUAGUAAUUACGGUUUACCAGAUUUUAGUGACGUGUCUUCGAUAUCUAUUAAAGAAGCUAGUAAAAGUACAGAGCAAGCAGUUCUCUUAAAAGGUAGAACUUCUACACCAAAGCUACAAAACUCGAAUUCUAAUAGCGAGAGGACGAAUUCAAUUAACACAAAUAUAUCUGAAAAUUUUCAAGAACCUGACAAUGGUUUAAUAAUUUCAAAUAUAUCUCUUACGAAGACGAAAUCUAGCAUUAAAAAGUUAGAAAAUCUAUGAUGUAUUUUUAUACUUUUAUCUAGUAACAUUUAUUAUAAAUAUUUAAAAAUAUACAAUGAAUUAGUGAAAAAUCAGUUUAAAA